This is a messenger RNA of Thamnophis elegans (Western terrestrial garter snake), 8265 nucleotides long. RefSeq names its product zinc finger protein 208-like. Lineage: Eukaryota; Metazoa; Chordata; Lepidosauria; Squamata; Natricidae. Gene Ontology annotation, biological process: regulation of DNA-templated transcription. The record is from RefSeq and is a predicted model, not a curated record.
GAGAAGAAGGAGCAGGUUGAGUUGCCGUCCUUCGCAAUGGAGAUCAGAGAUCCUGAGACAAAAAGACAUCUGUCAAAUCUCCCUCAAGAACUGCCUUUCAGGAGGAUCCCUCAGGAAGAUCCAAUUCAGGACACCUCAGGAGGGAAGCAUAGAAGGAAGUCGACUCUUUGUUUAGGGGGAGUGGAAACCAUGAUUGAAUCUUCAACUCAGGAGGGUCUUCUGCCCUUUGAGGAGGUGGCAGUUUAUUUCUCCGAGGAGGAGUGGUCUCAGCUGGAUCCUGACCAAAAAGCUCUGCAUUGGGAAGUCAUGCUGGAGAAUUAUAAGAAUGUGGCCUCUCUUGGUGAUAAUGAGAAUGAGAAUAAAGACUCCACAGAACCAGUCAAGGUGUUCAGAAAAGGAGAUGUAAUGGAGAAACCUGCAAUUCAAACAGAAUUCCAAAGGCAGGAGAGAAACCUGUCAAAUAACUGGAAUAAGGAAAGAUCAUCUCCUUCGAUUGUUGAUCAGAUGCAGAACGUUAUUGAUCAACAAGAAAAACUAAAGAAGAAAUAUAUUGAGAAAGGUGAAAGAAUCUUGAAAGAGACAUUAGAUGUAGAUGGACCCUCUCCAUCACAAGCCAAAGGAGGAGCCAAUAUGGGCAAAGAAAAGGGAAAAAAAUACAGUUGGAUGUUCACACCUUCUCAAGAAAAUGGGUCUCUUGAGUCACAGAAACCUUUUCACAUGGGAGAGAAGACAAAUAAAUGCAAUGAAGAUGGAAACAAGACUGUUAAUAAAUGCACAUCCAGAAGAGAGAAGCCAUAUAAAUGCAUGGAGUGUGGAAAGGAUUUCAGAAGAACCUGUGAACUUACAUCCCAUCAAAGGAUCCACAUCCAAACAGGGGAGAAGCCAUAUAAAUACAAGGAGUGUGGAAAGGGCUUCAGAACAAGCAGUGAACAUACAUCCCAUCAAAGGAUCCACACACGGGAGAAACCAUAUAAAUGCAUGGAGUGUGGAAAGGGCUUCCGAACAAGCAGUAAACUUACAUCCCAUCAAAGGAUCCACACAGGGGAGAAGCCAUAUAAAUGCAUAGAGUGUGGAAAGGGUUUCAGAAGAAACUGUGAACUUACAUCCCAUCAAAGGAUCCACACGGGGGAAAAUCUAUAUAAAUGCAUGGAGUGUGGAAAGGGCUUCCAAACAAGCAGUAAACUUACAUCCCAUCAAAGGAUCCACACAGGGGAGAAGCCAUAUAAAUGCAUGGAGUGUGGAAAUGGUUUCAGAAGAAACUGUGAACUUACAUCCCAUCAAAGGAUCCACACAGGAGAGAAGCCAUAUAAAUGCAUGGAGUGUGGAAAGGGCUUCAGAAUAUCGAAUGAUCGUGUAACCCAUCAAAGGAUCCACACAGGGGAAAAGCCAUAUAAAUGCAUGGAGUGUGGGAAGGACUUCAAAAGUAGCAGUGAUCUUACACGCCAUCAAAGGAUCCACACAGGGGAAAAGCCAUAUAAAUGCAUGGAGUGUGGAAAGGGCUUCAGAAUAUCGAAUGAUCGUGUAACCCAUCAAAGGAUCCACACAGGGGAAAAGCCAUAUAAAUGCAUGGAGUGUGGGAAGGACUUCAAAAGUAGCAGUGAUCUUACACGCCAUCAAAGGAUCCACACAGGGGAAAAGCCAUAUAAAUGCAUGGAGUGUGGAAAUGGUUUCAGAAGAAACUGUGAACUCACAUCCCAUCAAAGGAUCCACACAGGGGAGAAGCCAUAUAAAUGCAUGGAAUGUGGAAAGGGCUUCAGAACAACGAAAGAUCGUGCAACCCAUCAAAGGAUCCACACAGGGGAAAAGCCAUAUAAAUGCAUGGAGUGUGGGAAGGACUUCAAAAGUAGCAGUAAUCUUACACGCCAUCAAAGGAUCCACACAGGAGAGAACAGCAGUCAACUUACAUACCAUCAAAGGGUCCAUACAGGCGAGAAGCCAUAUAAAUGUAUGGAGUGUGGAAAGACCUUCAGAAUAAGCAGUAGUCUUACAUCCCAUCAAAGGAUCCACACAGCAGAGAAACCACAUAAAUAUAUGGAAUGUGGAAAGGGCUUCAGAACAAGGAUUAAACUUACAUUCCAUCAAAGGAUCCACACAGGGGAGAAGCCAUAUAAAUGCAUGGAGUGUGGAAAGGGCUUCAGAACAAGCAGUAAACUUACAUCCCAUCAAAGAAUCCAUACAGGGGAGAAGCCAUAUAAAUGCAUGGAGUGUGGAAAGGGCUUCCGAACAAGCAGUAAACUUACACCCCAUCAAAGGAUCCACACAGGGGAGAAGCCAUAUACCAUAUUUUUCAGAAAAUGCAUGGAGUGUGGAAAGAGCUUCAGCACAAGGAGUAAACUUACAAGGCAUCAAAGGAUCCACACAGGGGAGAAGCCAUAUAAAUGCACGGAGUGUGGAAAGGACUUCAGAACAAGCAGUGAACUUACAUCCCAUCAAAGGAUCCACACAGGGGAGAAGCCAUAUAAAUGCAUGGAGUGUGGAAAGGACUUCAGAACAAGCAGUGAACUUACAUCCCAUGAAAGGAUCCACACAGGGGAGAAGCCAUAUAAAUGCAUGGAGUGUGGAAAGGGCUUCAGAAACAGCAGUGAUCUUACAUUCCAUCAAAGGAUCCAUACAGGGGAGAAGCCAUAUAAAUGCAUGGUGUGUGGAAAGGGCCUUAGCCGAAAGGCUCACCUUAUUACCCAUCAAAGGAUCCACACAGGGGAGAAGCCAUAUAAAUGCAUGGAGUGUGGAAAGGGCUUCAGCACAAGCAGUAAACUUACAAGGCAUCAAAGGAUCCACACAGGGGAGAAGCCAUAUAAAUGCAUGGAGUGUGGAAAGGGCUUCAGAGACGGCAGACAUCUUAAAAGCCAUCAAAGGAUCCACACAGGGGAGAAGCCAUAUAAAUGCAUGGAGUGUGGAAAGGGCUUCAGAGCCGGCAGACAUGUUACACGCCAUCAAAGGAUCCACACAGGGGAGAAGCCAUAUAAAUGCAUGGAGUGUGGAAAGGACUUCAGAACAAGCAGUGAACUUACAUCCCAUCAAAGGAUCCACACAGGGGAGAAGCCAUAUAAAUGCAUGGAGUGUGGAAAGGACUUCAGAACAAGCAGUGAACUUACAUCCCAUGAAAGGAUCCACACAGGGGAGAAGCCAUAUAAAUGCAUGGAGUGUGGAAAGGGCUUCAGAAACAGCAGUGCUCUUACAUCCCAUCAAAGGAUCCACACAGGGGAGAAGCCAUAUAAAUGCAUGGAGUGUGGAAAGGGCCUUAGCCGAAAGGCUCACCUUAUUACCCAUCAAAGGAUCCACACAGGGGAGAAGCCAUAUAAAUGCAUGGAGUGUGGAAAGGGCUUCAGAAAAAGCAGUGAUCUUACAAGCCAUCAAAGGAUCCACACAGGGGAGAAGCCAUUUAAAUGCAUGGAGUGUGGAAAGGGCUUCAGAACAACGAAAGAUCGUGCAACCCAUCAAAGGAUCCACACAGGGGAGAAGCCAUAUAAAUGCACGGAGUGUGGAAAGGACUUUAGCCAAAACAUUCACCUUAUUACCCAUCGAAGGAUCCACACAGGGGAGAAGCCAUAUAAAUGCAUGGAGUGUGGAAAGGGCUUCAGAGACAGCAGUGAUCUUACAAGCCAUCAAAGGAUCCACACUGAGAAGCCAUAUAAAUGCAUGGAGUGUGGAAAGGACUUCCGAAAAAGCAGUAAACUUACAUCCCAUCAAAGGAUCCACACAGGGGAGAAGCCAGAUAAAUGCAUGGAGUGUGGAAUGGGCUUUAGUCAAAAGGCUCACCUUACUACCCAUCAAAAGAUCCACACAGGGGAGAAGCCAUAUAAAUGCAUGGAGUGUGGAAAGGACUUCCGAACAAGCAGUAAACUUACAUCCCAUCAAAAGAUCCACACAGGGGAGUGAUCCACACGGGAGAAGCCAUAUAAAUGCAUGGAGUGUGGAAAGGGCUUCAGAAACAGGAAUGAUCUUACAUGCCAUCAAAGGAUCCACACAGGGGAGAAGCCAUAUAAAUGCAUGGAGUGUGGAAAGGACCUUAGCCGAAAGGCUCACCUUAUUACCCAUCAAAGGAUCCACACAGGGGAGAAGCCAUAUAAAUGCAUGGAGUGUGGAAAGGGCCUUAGCCGAAAGGCUCACCUUAUUACCCAUCAAAGGAUCCACACAGGGGAGAAGCCAUAUAAAUGCAUGGAGUGUGGAAAGGGCUUCAGAGCAACGAAAGAUCGUGCAACCCAUCAAAGGAUCCACACAGGGGAAAAGCCAUAUAAAUGCAUGGAGUGUAGAAAGGGCUUCAGAACAAGCAGUAAUCUUACAUGCCAUCAAAGGAUCCAUACAGGGGAGAAACCAUAUAAAUGCAUGGAGUGUGGAAAGGGCUUUAUCCAAAACGGUAACCUUAUUACCCAUCAAAGGAUGCACACAGGGGAGAAGCCCUAUAAAUGCAUGGAGUUUGGAAAGGGCUUCAGAACAAGCAGUGAACUUACAUCCCAUCAAAGGAUCCACACGGGAGAAAAGCCAUAUAAAUGCAUGGAGUGUGGAAAGGGCUUCAAAACAAACUGUGAACUUACAUCCCAUCAAAGGAUCCACACAGGGGAGAAACCAUAUAAAUGCAUGGAAUGUGGAAAGGGCUUUAGAACAAGCAGUAAACUUACAUCCCAUCAAAGGAUCCACACAGGGGAGAAGGCAUAUAAAUGCAUGGAGUGUGGAAAGGACUUUAGCCAAAACAUUCACCUUAUUACCCAUCAAAGGAUCCACACAGGGGAAAAGCCAUAUAAAUGCAUGGAGUGUGGGAAAGACUUCAAAAGUAGCAGUAAUCUUACCUGCCAUCAAAGGAGCCACACAGGGGAGAAGCCAUAUAAAUGCAUGGAGUGUGGAAAGGGCUUCAGAACAAGGAAGGAUCGUGCAACCCAUCAAAGGAUCCACACUGGGGAAAAGCGAUAUAAAUGCAUGGAGUGUGAGAAAGACUUCAAAAGUAGCAGUAAUCUUACCUGCCAUCAAAGUAUCCACACAGGGGAGAAGCCAUAUAAAUGCAUGGAGUGUGGAAAGAGCUUCAGAACAAGCUAUAUACUUACACGCCAUCAAAGGAUCCACACAGGGGAAAAGCCAUAUAAAUGCAUGGAAUGUGGAAAGACCUUCAGAGCAAGCAGUUAUCUUACAUCCCAUCAAAGGAUCCACACAGGGGAGAAGCCAUAUAAAUGCAUGGAGUGUGGAAAGAGCUUCAGAACAAGCAGUAAUCUUAUAUCCCAUCAAAGGAUCCACACAGGGGAAAAGCCAUAUAAAUGCAUGGAGUGUGGAAAGGGCUUCAAAACAAACUGUGAAGUUACAUUCCAUCAAAGGAUCCACACAGGCGAGAACCCUUAUAAAUGCAUGGAGUGUGGAAAGGGCUUCAGAACAAGCAAUAAUCUUACAUCCCAUCAAAGGAUCCACACAGGGGAAAAGCCAUAUAAAUGCAUGGAGUGUGGAAAGGACUUCAAAACAAACUGUGAACUUACAUCCCAUCAAAGGAUCCACACAGGGGAGAAGCCAUAUAAAUGCAUGGAAUGUGGAAAGGGCUUUAGAACAAGCAGUAAACUUACAUCCCAUCAAAGGAUCCACACAGGGGAGAAGCCAUAUAAAUGCAUGGAGUGUGGAAAAGACUUUAGCCAAAACAUUCACCUUAUUACCCAUCAAAGGAUCCACACAGGGGAAAAUCCAUAUAAAUGCAUGGAGUGUGGGAAAGACUUCAAAAGUAGCAGUAAUCUUACCUGCCAUCAAAGGAUCCACACAGGGGAGAAACCAUAUAAAUGCAUGGAGUGUGAAAAGGGCUUCAGAACAAGCUGUAAACUUGCAUCCCAUCAAAGGAUGCACACAGGGGAGAAGCCAUAUAAAUGCAUGGAGUGUGGAAAGAGCUUCAGAACAAGCAACUGGCUGAGCCGCCAACGCAUCGACCACUCGGAAGAGAAGCCAUAUAAAUGCAUGGAGUGUGGAAAGGGCUUUAGCCAAAAGAGCAACCUUAUUACCCAUCAAAGGAUCCACACAGCGGAAGAACCACAUAAAUGCAUGCAGUGUGGAAAGGGCUUCAGAACAAGCAGUACACUUACAUGCCAUCAAAGGAUCCACACAGGGGAGAAGCCAUAUAAAUGCAUGGAGUGCGGAAAGGGCUUCAGAAACGACAAUGAUCUUACAUGCCAUCAAAGGAUCCACACAGGGGAGAAGCCAUAUAAAUGCAUGGAGUGUGGAAAGGGCCUUAGCCAAAAGGCUCACCUUAUUACCCAUCAAAGGAUCCACACAGGGGAGAAGCCAUAUAAAUGCAUGGAGUGUGGAAAGGGCUUCAGAAAAAGCAGUAAUCUUAUAAGCCAUCAAAGGAUCCAUACAGGGGAGAAGCCAUAUAAAUGCACGGAGUGUGGAAAGGACCUUAGCCGAAAGGCUCACCUUAUUACCCAUCAAAGGAUCCACACAGGGGAGAAGCCAUAUAAAUGCAUGGAGUGUGGAAAGAGCUUCAGAAGCAGCAAUGAUCUUACAUGCCAUCAAAGGAUCCAUACAGGGGAGAAGCCAUUUAAAUGCAUGGAAUGUGGAAAGGGUUUCAGAAAAAGCAGUGUUCUUAUAAGCCAUCAAAGCAUCCAUACAGGGGAGAAGCCAUAUAAAUGCACGGAGUGUGGAAAGGGCCUUAGCCGAAAGGCUCACCUUAUUACCCAUCAAAGGAUCCAUACAGGGGAGAAGCCAUAUAAAUGCACGGAGUGUGGAAAGGACUUUAGCCGAAACAUUCACCUUAUUACCCAUCAAAGGAUCCACACAGGGGAGAAGCCAUAUAAAUGCAUGGAGUGUGGAAAGGGCUUCAGAAAAAGCAGUGAUCUUACAAGCCAUCAAAGGAUCCACACAGGGGAGAAGCCAUUUAAAUGCAUGGAGUGUGGAAAGGACUUUAGCCAAAACAUUCACCUUAUUACCCAUCAAAGGAUCCACACAGGGGAGAAGCCAUAUAAAUGCAUGGAGUGUGGAAAGGGCUUCAGAAAAAGCAGUGAUCUUACAAGCCAUCAAAGGAUCCACACAGGGGAGAAGCCAUUUAAAUGCAUGGAGUGUGGAAAGGGCUUCAGAACAACGAAAGAUCGUGCAACCCAUCAAAGGAUCCACACAGGGGAAAAGCCAUAUAAAUCCAUGGAGUGUGGAAAGGGCUUCAGAACAACGAAAGAUCGUGCAACCCAUCAAAGGAUCCACACAGGGGAGAAGCCAUUUAAAUGCAUGGCGUGUGGAAAGGGCUUCAGAACAAGCAGUAAACUUACAUGCCAUCAAAGGAUCCACACAGGGGAGAAGCCAUAUAGAUGCAUGAAGUGUGGAAAAGACUUCAGAAUACUCACUCAACUUACAUCCCAUCAAAGAAUGCACACAAGUGAGUAACCAUAUAAAUGCAUGUAGUAUUGAAAGAGCUUCAGAACACCCAAUAGUCUUUUUUCCCAUAACACGAUUCAUAGACUGGAGAAUCCCCAAUACAAAGAUACAUUUGGAUGAGAAUGUAUGCUAAUUAUUGAUUUAAUGAGUUCUACUGUAUGUAUUUUUUAUUUUUUAUGAUUUAUACAUUUUUGAAUGUAUCUGUAUAUACAGUAUAUAAGAAUGUCAAAGUGGCGGCUCACAAGCUGGUUGUGUCACAUGGAGGAUACGCCCACCCCAGCUCUGCUAAUAGGGAAACUGUUGCAAUAGGUCACGUGACGGCCAUGUGACACAUGGAGUUUGAAAUCCAUGGUAUAUACGUUCAUUUUAAUUUAUUUUUUAAAAUUAGCUUCCUGUUUCCUGUUUCCCAACUUCCCCAUAGAGGUAAGCCAGAAGGGAUAAGACCUGUCAGCAGUGUCAAAUAAUUAUCUAGAAAAAAAACAAGUAUUAUGUGUAGGAUGGAUGAAUAAAGGAGAAGCUAUGGUUGAAAGAUAGAAAGUGGAUAAGAGAAACAAGGAGAUAACAAGAGAGUCCAUGGGAGGACUGUAAUUUAAUUAUAUAAUAACCAAGGAAACUUAAUAGUUGAAAGUUGCAGUUAUGGUGAGAAGCUUACUCGGGUUUCAACCAAGGUUUAAAAACGUUUCUGCCCCUUGUUCUUCUUCCCCAGUUUUCUUUUGUCCUGCUGUGUAGUUUUAUGUCUCCCAGGUUUGUUUCACCUCCCUCCCUGAACACAGAGGAGUUGCUUCUGAUGGAUUUCCUCUUCACCUUUAUGCAGCCUAAGUUCUGAGAGGUUGCAAUUAGCUAAAAAGUGGUGAGCAAGAAACGGAUGGACUAAGUUUUCUUCUUCUCUCUGUGUGAUUCUCUGUAAUUUACAGAUUAAAGUUUUCCUCUUUAUUC